Molecule: messenger RNA, 1116 nt
Organism: Tricharina praecox
Lineage: Eukaryota; Fungi; Ascomycota; Pezizomycetes; Pezizales; Pyronemataceae
Product: Six-hairpin glycosidase-like protein
Exons: 4
Coding region: 1-1116 (371 amino acids)
Biological process (GO): carbohydrate metabolic process
Source: RefSeq, a predicted model, not a curated record
AUGCCGGCCAUUCAGCACAAUGUUUCCCAUACCGACGUCCACAAGGCAAUCAAACUGCUGAUCAACAAUCUCGUAAACAUCACAGACGAGACCGGCGAAUUCCUACUCAAGCUCGAAGAUGGUCGCGUCAUCGACACGAAAGGAUGGAACGACUGGGAGUGGACCCACGGCGUGGGGCUGUACGGCAUCUGGCAGUACUACGAACUCACGAACGAUCCCGAGUGUCUCAAGAUCAUGGAGGACUGGUUCCGCGAUAGAUUCGCCGCCGGUGGGACGACGAAGAAUAUCAACACCAUGGCCGUGUUCCUGACGCUGGCGUACCUGUACGAGAAGACGGGGAAUCAGACCUACGUCGCUUGGUUGGAUUCGUGGGCCGAGUGGGCCAUGUACGACCUCGAGAGAACAGAUUACGGAGGAAUGCAGCACGUCACGUACUUGACCCCAAACACGCAGCAAUUGUGGGACGAUACGUUGAUGAUGACUGUCCUUCCGCUCGCGAAAAUCGGCCAAGUCCUGAACCGACCACACUAUAUCGAAGAAGCAAAACGACAGUUCCUGAUCCACAUCAAAUACCUCUUCGACACGAAAACCGGCCUGUUCCACCACGGCUGGACAUUCCUCGAGGGUGGCCACAACUUCGCCAGCGCCGCGUGGGGUCGCGGGAAUAGCUGGAUCACCAUCGUGAUCCCUGAAUUCAUCGAGCUCCUCGACCUCCCGCCCAACGACGCGCUCCGAAUCCACCUCGUCGACACCCUCAAUGCGCAAUGCCGCGCACUCGCUAAACACCAAGAACCGUGCGGCCUCUGGCGAACAAUUCUCGACGACCACCACGAGUCCUCCUACCUCGAGGCCUCGGCCACCGCCGGUUUCGCCUUCGGAAUGCUGAAAGCGGCAAGGAAGCGAUAUAUUAGCCACGAAUUCGAGGAAAUAGCCGUCAAGGCCGUUAAAGCCGUCAUGGCUAAUAUCGACGAGAAGGGCGAGCUCCAGCAGGUCUCGUUUGGAACACCGAUCGGCGAGACGAAGGAGUUCUACAAGACUAUUCCGCUCACUAGUAUGCCCUACGGCCAGGCGAUGGCCAUGAUGAGCCUGGUGGAGUUUUUGAGAGUGUUUUUGUAG